GGCUAAGGGGGCGGGUCGACCGCUAUUCCGGUGCACAGCCAAAGUAGUUAGCACCCAGGCUAAAAGCUAGCGAGCUAAGGGCCGCUUCAUCCGACGCGACAUGCCCAGCUGAAGCCCUGCACGGAAAAGGCUGUAAACUCACCCAGUGAAUCCACCGGCUGCUGCGAUGUCAGAGCCGAAGCCCCCCACUCCAACCCCUGGAGACACGUACAAGGGUUGGCUCUUCAAAUGGACUAACUACAUAAAAGGUUAUCAGAGACGCUGGUUUGUUCUGAGCAAUGGCCUGCUGUCGUAUUAUCGGACCCAGGCAGAGAUGGGUCACACAUGCAGAGGCACCAUUAACUUGGCCACAGCCAAUAUCACUGUGGAGGACUCGUGCAAUUUUGUCAUUUCCAACGGCGGAGCGCAGACCUACCACCUGAAGGCCAGCUCGGAGGUGGAGCGGCAGCGAUGGAUCACGGCCCUGGAGCUGGCCAAAGCAAAGGCCGUCCGUAUGCAGGCCGAAUCUGACGACUCUGGUGAUGAUUGUCCCUCAGCUCCACCCAGCGCAGGACAGGGGGGAGGCGCCCGUAACUCAGAAAUCCAGUCCACACUGAGAACAAUGGGCAGCAAGGUGGAGGACCUCACCACCUGCAACGAUCUCAUUGUCAAGCAUGGGUCUGCCCUUCAAAGGUCUUUGUCGGAACUGGAGGGGAUUCGUGUUGGAGGGGACAUGGGAGAAAAGAUCAGACAAGUUACAGAGAGGGCCACACUGUUCCGAAUCACCUCUAAUGCCAUGAUCAAUGCCUGUCGAGACUUCCUCUCCCUGGCCCAGACCCACAGCAAGCGCUGGCAAAAGUCCUUAACCACCGAAAGGGACCAGAGGAUACGGCUGGAGGAGACUCUGGAGCAACUGGCUAAACAGCACAACCAUUUGGAACGAGCUUUCAGAGGAGCUACGGUUCUCCCCUCUUCAUUCAGCAAUCCCGCCUUAGGUAACAAAGGCGGAGGUUCAGGAAAGGGAGAUGCCAGUGACGAGGAUGAUGACAAUGAGUUCUUUGACGCUAUGGAAGAUCCAGCAGAGUUUAUAACUGUCCCUGCCGACCCCAAGUAUCACAGGAGAUCCAACAGUAAUCUCAGUGGGUUCAGCAGUGAGACCGGGAUCGACGAUCAGUCGGUCAAUUUUGAUGAACUGUCAAUGGCAUCUAACCCGGAGUCUCCUCAGACUCUGGAGCUGGAGCCAGUUCGACAGAGACGGACUCAUAUCCCUGACAAGCCCAACUAUUACCUCAACCUGUGGAGCAUCAUGAAGAAUUGCAUCGGAAAGGAGCUGUCAAAGAUACCAAUGCCUGUCAAUUUCAAUGAGCCCCUCUCCAUGCUGCAACGUCUGUCCGAAGACCUGGAAUACUACGAGCUGCUGGACAAGGGUGCUAAAUGUCAGAGUUCUCUAGAGCAGAUGUGCUACGUCGCCGCUUUCACAGUCUCCUCCUACUCCACGACUGUCCACCGCACAGGGAAACCCUUCAAUCCCUUGCUGGGAGAAACCUUUGAGCUCGAUCGACUCAGAGAGUGCGGCUACCGCUCCCUAUGUGAACAGGUGAGUCACCACCCACCUGCUGCAGCUCAUCAUGCCCUCUCUGAAAAGGGCUGGACACUCAGACAGGAAAUAAGUCUUGCCAGCAAGUUCAGAGGAAAAUAUCUCUCUAUCAUGCCCCUGGGUUCUAUCCAGUGUUUGUUUGAUAAGAGCAACAAUCACUACUCUUGGAAAAAAGUAACUACAACAGUCCACAACAUCAUUGUGGGGAAACUGUGGAUCGAUCAGUCAGGGGAGAUAGACGUGGUGAACCACAAGACAGGAGAUCGCUGCCACCUCAAGUUUGCUCCCUACAGUUACUUCUCCAGAGAUGUACCAAGAAAGGUAACCGGAGUAGUAACGGAUAAGGAUGGAAAGGCCCACUACGUGCUCUCAGGGACAUGGGACGAGAAGAUGGAGUUCUCCCGGGUAAUGCAGAGCAGUAAAGGGGAGAACGGCACAGAGGGCAAACAGAGGACUGUGUAUCAGACCCUCAAAGCCAAAGAAAUCUGGAAAAAGAACCCUCUUCCAGAGGGAGCGGAGACCAGGUACUUCUUCUCCACACUGGCCUUGACUCUUAAUGAGUUUGAGGAGGGAGUGGCGCCAACAGACAGUCGACGACGCCCUGACCAGCGAAUGAUGGAGGACGGCCGCUGGGACGAGGCCAACGCGGAGAAACAGAGGCUAGAAGAAAAGCAGCGCACGGUCCGUAGAGAACGGGAGAGGGAGGCUGUUAAAGCCGUCUGCUCACCUGAGGAAGCUGAUGCACAGGAGACUGGCACAGAAGCAAGUGAGGUUUCUGAUGAAAGUGCCCAUCAAGACAACCACCAAGCACUGUGGUUUGAGAAGAUCGACGACCCCGUAUCCGGAGAGACCUUGCACAUCUACAAGGGGGGUUACUGGGAGGCGAAGGAGCAGGGCAGCUGGGACAUUUGCCCCGACAUCUUCUAACCGCUGCAGAAUUGGCCCGUUUUCCCUCAGCGGUGUUCAAAUGAGAAGGGGGUAAGAAGAGACCCACCUGACAUCGGCUAAGAGUGUGGAAUCCAGCCUGACGUCAAACUUUCUUUAAUGUCUGUAGCUUCAACCGAUCACCUCAAUGUAGACACACACUGCACAUUGAGCUUUGUAGUAACAUGGCGUCUGGUCAGUCAGUGCUCAGAAACCCUUCUCACUGCCUCUCAAACACUCUCCUUAUCUUUGUCUUCUUCUGCUACUUGUUCUGGGUCCAUGGGCCUCUGUGGGUUCAGUGUGUCCUCAGCAGCACUAAUGUCAGGCAUCAUUCAUCCAGACGGCAUUACUCUUUAUAAGGUUUGCUUAGACAGAUUGAGCCACAACCUAACAUCUAUUAAAUGUGUUUCUGUUU
Messenger RNA from Pleuronectes platessa (European plaice), 2915 nucleotides. It is a transcript of the gene osbp, whose product is annotated as oxysterol binding protein. Lineage: Eukaryota; Metazoa; Chordata; Actinopteri; Pleuronectiformes; Pleuronectidae. Gene Ontology annotation, molecular function: sterol binding. The record is from RefSeq and is a predicted model, not a curated record. The transcript has 17 exons. Gene Ontology annotation, cellular component: membrane; intracellular membrane-bounded organelle; cytosol. The coding region runs from base 167 to 2503 and encodes 778 amino acids.